Seminavis robusta is the source of this 1950-nucleotide messenger RNA. NCBI's taxonomy places the organism in Eukaryota, Bacillariophyta, Bacillariophyceae, Naviculales, Naviculaceae. The record is from the annotation of a GenBank genome assembly.
AUGUUUGAACCUCAGACCUUUGCCCAUCUCAUCCACCAACCAGUACCGUCCGCGUCAGCCCCAUCCGGGCCUGCUCUCUCAGCGAGUCCAGAUGAUACUCGAGGCAUCUUGGUUUUGAUGCAGCAGGCUUUGGUAAUGCUCUGGGGAGGCGAUCAUCGAUCAAGAUUUGGACGCGGUUGCACCACUUUGAAAACCCGCACCGCUGUAGCCCCUUCCUGCUUUCAGUUUUCCAACUCAACAUGGACGCAAAGGGUGCUGAGCAGAGAAGUGGCAUUCCACUUUGACCAUGCGCGUGGCUUAGUGCUUCCGAAUUUCUCUGUUUUGGAAUUGGAGGGCGUGUUCAAAAAAUGCCUUAGAGAUCUGCUGACGGCGUGUUUUUGCUCUGGGCCGCAAACUAAUGCAUUGAUCUGGCAAUAUGGAAUCCCUCCUCGGCAAGUCUACGUUUUCAGAAGUAGCUUUGGACUUUCCUUGCUACUCCUUUCAGUGGCUGCGGCGUUAAAGAAGUGCACCGUGUUGUCCGCCAGCUUUCUUGCUCUUUGCUUGUCAGUCCUCACGAAGACUCCGACUGCCCGUUUGGCCUACUUUGAGCAAGCAGCAAUCCAGAUUCAAAGAUGGUGGAAGCACAGCAGUGCCAUGAACCUCCAUCGACGUCGGAGGAAAGCAAGUACAAAAAUCCAAAGACUCGUUCGAAAGAAACGUCAAGCCAAUCGCGUCCGUGCGGCUAUUCAAAUCCAGCGAAUGUGGCGCUCACAAUGUAGUCGGCACAUUCUCACAGGAAAGAAUGCCCUUCAGGCAUUCCCCCAGACAUUCAAUGCCCAGCUCCGAAUCUGUUCAGCGCUGUACUUGGGAUGUUUUGCUUGUGUGGUCGUUGGAAGCACACGAGAGAUAUGGCUGAGGGCUCUGACUGACACGACAAGAAGCGCUGCGGUGGCGUGUCAGAUUGCAGGGAUUCGGUCUGUCUUCAAACAGUUACGCGCUAAGCAAGAAGCUGCCCACAGAAGGCACACCCAAGCGAUCAUUGCACUCCAACGCAGCUUUCGUAGGAAAAGGGCAUUGGCCAAGUGGAAAACCAAGCUAGGAAUUGGAGAUUCCGAGAAAAAGUUCCGUGAAGGGAUUGAAAUUGUCGAGGACUUGCUGGGAAAACUGAAAUUGCAGUCUAACGAUGACGUUGUCAGCUUAGGUCAAGGCAGCGACAACAACAGUACUGGCAGUGAUCUGUCGCCAGUUCUGGUUGAUUCCGACGCCUGGCAAGGAGUUGUGGAGGAGUGGAAAGAAUACGCCGCAAGAAAUAUUCAACGGAAGUGGCGUUCGAAGCGGAAUAAGGCCAAGGCCACGAUUUCGAUACAGUCGCGAUGUCGCAGGUUCCUCAACAGGACACACUACUUGAAGUGUUGCUCCGCAGCUGUUUCGAUCCAGUCUCGAUAUCGCAGUUUCGUUGGCAGAAAACGAUACUUGGCAGCUCGUGCAGCUGCUUUAGCAAUCCAAGAAUUUCUGUGGACCCAUUUUUUUGCAGCAAAGAGAGCCCAACUGAUCAAAGAGACGCUCAAGGAACUGGUUGACCGCCGCCACGAGAUUUUGUGUUCCGUGUCGUCAGUUGUUUUGCAAAGAUGGUGGCGUUUGGUACUGGCACGAAAGCUGUACCAAGCAAUGAAGAAGUAUGGAGCGGGCAUCCGUCUCCUUCGCUCCAUUCAGGAGCGUAACUCUGCCUCACGCAUCCAACGAUGGUGGAGACUUUGGAGGGCUCGAACGAGGGCGUUGCUAUCCAUGAGUGGCUCUCUGUCGUACUCGGACUCCUUUUCCGCGUCUUCCGUCAUUGAAUCGUCAGUCCAAAUUGCCUUUACAACUUCUGCCGUUGAGCACACGGGUGAUGGUGAUGUUGACGGAGGGAGGACCUUGAAACCAGGAAAGAAGACAUGGUGCGGCUUUGAGGUUUUCCUCUCUCCUAGCUAG